Eucalyptus grandis is the source of this 2042-nucleotide messenger RNA. Its product is annotated as heat stress transcription factor A-2. NCBI's taxonomy places the organism in Eukaryota, Viridiplantae, Streptophyta, Magnoliopsida, Myrtales, Myrtaceae. The transcript has 2 exons. Gene Ontology annotation, biological process: regulation of transcription by RNA polymerase II. Gene Ontology annotation, molecular function: RNA polymerase II cis-regulatory region sequence-specific DNA binding; DNA-binding transcription factor activity. Gene Ontology annotation, cellular component: nucleus. Bases 12 to 1655 code for a protein of 547 amino acids. The record is from RefSeq and is a predicted model, not a curated record.
UCUAUCUACCCAUGACCGCGACCGCGACCGCGACUGCCCCCUUCGCAUCGAUCACUUCCUAUAUAAGCCUCGCCCUCGAGUCUCGACUCACGCUACACGCCACAGUCCCAUUCACGCUCCCGCACACACCCUCUCUUCAUCUCCAUCCUCACCCCUUAACCGAAACUACGCAAAACGCCAACGGCACCUUCCUCUUUCCCCUCCCCGCGAAUAGCCGGCUGAAUAUGGUGGCGGAGGGUAGCGGUGGCGGUGGCGGUGGCGGUGGCGUGCCGGGAACUACGGUUCCGUCGAGUGUUAAGCGGGAGGAGCCCGUGGUGGAAACAGGGACGACCGUCAACGGAAAAGUUGGUCUUGAUCUUGAUGGUGACGGUGGUGGUGAAGGUGGUGCAGUCGGUCGUGGCCCUUCGAGCUCGUUCUCUGGGCUGCCCGUCGUCAGCAAAGAAGAAAAAGAAGAAGAAGAAGAAGAAGAAGAAGAAGAAGCUGAGGAGGACGCGGAGAUGGUGACGGAUCGCGUCGCCGCCUGCGGCAACGGUAACAACGGGUCGUCUUCCUGCUCUUCGACGUCGCCGCCGCCGCCGCCGGAGGGGGUGCCGAAGCCGAUGGAGGGGUUGAACGAGGCGGGGCUACCGCCGUUCUUGAAGAAGACGUUCGAGAUGGUGGAGGACCCGGAGACGGACUCGGUGGUGUCGUGGAGCGAGAGUCGGGACAGCUUCGUGGUUUGGGACCAGCACGAGUUUUCCAAGGACCUCCUGCCCAAAUACUUCAAGCACCAGAACUUCUCCAGCUUCAUUCGCCAGCUCAACACUUAUGGUUUCAGGAAAAUUGAUCCAGACAGGUGGGAAUUUGCCAACCAAGGCUUUCGGGGAGGGAAGAAGCACUUGCUCAAGAACAUCAAGAGAAGAGGUAGAAUCACCAAGAAACAACAAGGACCCACAAUUCCCGAGGAUAUUCAAACAAUGGAGAUGGAUUUUCAAAGAACAGAGGUGGAAUCCGAAAUUCGGACACUCAAGGAAGAUCAGGAGAUACUGAAGUCGGAUAUUCUCGAACUGAGGCAGCAACAGGAAUGUUCGCUGAGUGAAAUUGGUUCUGUUGAAGAACAGAUUCGGUGUGCGGAGUGCCGGCAACAACAGAUGUUCCUCUUCCUGGCCAAAGCAGUGAAGAACCCCCAUUUUGUGGAGCAGCUGGUUCAGAAGAGGAAGCCAAGCAGAGAGAUUCAGGCAGGCAAAUUCAUCAAGAAAAGGAGGCUCCUCACGUCCGAGCCGGACCCCAACAGGUGCGACUUUGAAGGGACCAAUGACGACAAGUCCAGUGCUUGUGGAGAUGGCCAGAAAGGGAUUUUAUCGGAGCGUGUGGAUCCGAAGCCAGAUGGGUUUGCAAAUCCUUUGUCAAAUGAGAAUUUUACUGAUGCACUCGAAUUAAAGUUUAACAAUGUGAUGCUGCACGAGGAUGCGUCCACAAUCUAUGAUGCAAUGUCAGAGAAGCUGCUCGAUGACAGUAGCCUGAUCGCCGAAGGAGAGAUCGGCGAAGAACUUGCCAUCAAUGACAGUAACAUAUACAUGGAACUGGAGUACCUGAUUGGGGAGCCAUGCGACUGGGGCAGGGUGAACGAACUCAAGGAGCAACCCGUGGCAUUAAUGCCUUCACCGGCUGUAUGAUCUUUUCUCACCCUGCGAAGAUGUACAGAUGGGAGGUUCUUCCUUGGAAGGUUGAAUUAGACUUUGCUCUUGAGUGCAUGAGCUGGUUCCAGAAGUGCAGGCUCAAAAAUGUCUAAAAGACCAUUCUUCCAACCCGUGCAUAAUCUGUUAGGUUCAAGUCAAGUCCAUUAGUUCUUAGCCUCUUAGUUACACAGCUCUGUUGCAGAGUUAUAUGUAAAUUCCUGUGGUGAUAGUACCUCUUAGAUGUUAGCAAGUUCACUUAAGUCUUUACUUCUACAAUACCACUAAGUUUGCACAGCUCUGUUUCAUAGAUAUAUCCAGUAUUGUAUGACAGUACCUCACCAUAGAGCAAUGAUCUUUUUACCAAGUUCCAAUGGCGUUCGUUCA